AUGUCCUUCGAAGAUUUCAACAAUUCAUCAAAUCUUGGCUUUUGUGAACGUUGUUCUUGCACAGUUGAAAUCUCCGAUAACGAUGUUGACCGACUAUAUUGCGAUCAUUGUUACGACAAAAUAUCUAAUGAAAAAUGUUCGACAUGUAAUCAAAAAUUGAUGGGAGCUUAUGUGGAUGAACUGGUAUGUUUACGUAUACGCCCUUUUUCUCCGUGGUCUUAACCAGCCAAGUUUGGUGUCAUUCGAAAGAGCUCG
Messenger RNA from Meloidogyne enterolobii, 255 nucleotides. The record is from the annotation of a GenBank genome assembly. Lineage: Eukaryota; Metazoa; Nematoda; Chromadorea; Rhabditida; Meloidogynidae.